GCCAAGGAACCCGCCUCCCUCCCCCUCUCGUGAGAACUCGUCGCCUCUGACUCCCUCCGAAGCUGCCCGCACCCGACGCCCCAGGCGGACGCGAGACGCGACGCACGCCGCCGGCGCCUGGCCGCCUGCUCGGCCGCUCCGGCGCGCCACCCCGCCGCCGGGAGGGGACCUCCUCCACCCCGCCUUCCCGUCUGGCGACGCCUCCUCCGGAUCCCGGUUUGUUCUCUUCUCCCCAAUUCCCCAAUCCCAUCCGGAUCGGGCGCCCGAACCCUACAACCGCCGCCCCCUCCCUGGCUCCCUGCAAGACUUCGCCACCCCCUCCGUGCAGGUAGGCGCGACGGCGCCCCCGGCUUCCCUGCCCCCUGCAGGCCGGCGGCCCCUGUAGCCCUAUUCGUAGCUCCCUGAGGCUGAAGGUUUGUUCAAAUCUCUCUAUUCUAAUUUUUCUUCUAUAUGUUACAUGAUUUCAGCCACAUAACAUGUUAGCUUAGUACGUAUAUCACAUUAUUGAUGCAAUCACUCUUGUUAAUGUGGCAAAGAAUAGAAUGCAGCAAUUGAGGACUAAUGCUUGAGAACAAUUCCUUGAAAGAGUUACUUUGUCACAUUCAUUGACCGGGAUAUUUUCUUUGAGGCGGAUGAAAAUGACAUAACCGAGACUUCCAUAAGCAUUAGAAAUUGUAGACCAGACAAGUAGCUUUUGUUUUCAUUUGAACUAGUAUGUUUGAGGUAUUUGUAUUAUAAUUUAUGCAAUUUUGGUAUUUAACUGUUGAAUUUAAGAUUUGGAAUGUAAAUUAUGUUCUUGGUAACCGAAUUUCUCGUUGAAGUUUAAAUUUUAUUACUGAAUUAUAUAUGGAUCGUACCGAAUUGCAAGUGGGAAAAAAAUGCUGUGGCAUACCCUCUCUGAAAUCCUAGGUUCACCACUUUUCGAUUAGGUUGCUGUUCUUUAGCGAGAGGAGAAUCGAUUACCCGAGGUGCAACUGCACUUCGUUUUCCAAGAUUUCCAGCGGUUCUGCUGGAACCCUCAUGCCCCAGGUCAAGCUCGCCACCUUUUCGACAUGAGGCUCAACAAGGUGGAAGUGAACCUUAGAAGGCUGCUGGAGGCGGCUCCUCGUCAGCAGAAUCAGGCUAAGCUUGUUCAUUAUGUAACCACAGCUAGGGAGCUAUUGGAGCAGCUAGGAGCAGAGACCACACCUGAAGGGGUAUCAAGUGUUUCUAAAGCUAAGCUUUCUGAGUAUUCAGAAAAGAUUGAAGCACUAGCUGCCAGGCUUGCUGCUCCAGUGCCUGAAAAUGAAAAGCCAGUUGUUGAAAGCAGAGAAGAAAUCUCUGAUGAAAAAGCUAAGGCAGAAAGCCCAAUAUCUUUAUCAUCAGGAUUGCGAAGGAGAUCAGCAUCUCAUGCCGAGGUUCAACCAAGCCAUCUGGAGCAAAGAGGAGAUAUUGGUGCACCUAUCAAAUUGGAUGCAGCAGCUCAGGCUCACAUUGAGAAGCACAGGAAGCUGCAAGAAGAUUUAACCGAUGAAAUGGUCGAGUUAGCACGCCAGCUUAAGGAAAGUAGCCUUAUGAUGAACCAAUCUGUGCAACAGACGGAAAAGAUCCUUGAUUCCACUGAGAGGGCCGUGGAGCAUAGCUUGGCAAGCACCGGUCGCGCAACCUCACGAGCGGCGGAGGUCUACUCUCUGACUUCCAAGACGACGUGCUUCCAGUGGCUGCUCCUCUUUGUGAUGACCUGCAUGUUUGUAAUGGUGGUUCUGCUCAUCCGGAUCACUUGAAGGAAGAGGCCGCAGUGGGCACUCUAGUGUUGCUGCCCCUCCUCGUUGUUCAAUGGGCUCUGACUUGACUAGAAAAACGCCCCAAUCCGGGAGUUUAACCUCACAGCAACAAGAUGGAUGGUGUACUGUAAACAGAUGACUUUCUGCCAAGUACUUGCGUUCAUGGUAUUUUCUGAACCAAGUGUUGGCAUUGCCUGUUUGCUGUAUGAUAGCAGCGUGUAGUCUGUAAAACUGGACGGCAGCUGCCUGCAUAGGGGAUUUGUGAAUUGUUAUUGCUGUUCUGUUGGUCAGCUCGAGCCUUGAAGUAAUUAAUUGAUCCCGAAUCCCGAGCUUUGUCCUA
Molecule: messenger RNA, 2103 nt
Organism: Panicum virgatum (switchgrass)
Lineage: Eukaryota; Viridiplantae; Streptophyta; Magnoliopsida; Poales; Poaceae
Exons: 7
Coding region: 1053-1763 (236 amino acids)
Biological process (GO): retrograde vesicle-mediated transport, Golgi to endoplasmic reticulum
Cellular component (GO): endoplasmic reticulum; SNARE complex
Molecular function (GO): SNAP receptor activity
Source: RefSeq, a predicted model, not a curated record